Molecule: messenger RNA, 975 nt
Organism: Serendipita indica DSM 11827
Lineage: Eukaryota; Fungi; Basidiomycota; Agaricomycetes; Sebacinales; Serendipitaceae
Source: the annotation of a GenBank genome assembly
AUGGAUGAACUAUACUCGCUCGACUAUGGGACCAUUGCAUCCGACCCGCUGACUUCAGCCUCGCCAAUCAAUGCGCUCAUUUUUCUCUUCAAGUGGACAGCAGAGCGAGAGGGAGAUGAUCCGACCGAAAGUGGUGCUCGUGGGCCUCGGACAGGCGGUGUUUACGAUCCAGAGUUUGGAGAAAAGGGCGGUUUCUACGCAAAGCAGGUUGUCAACAAUGCCUGCGCUACAUUGGCCAUUGUCAAUGCUUUGGGCAAUCUACCUGGAUUGCAGGUCGGACAGGUUUUGCAAGACAUUUUCAACUUUGGAGUUGGAAUGGACUCGUGGACACUAGGGGAAGUUUUGACUUCGUCCUCGGAUUUACGGACAAUCCACAACUCUCUCUCCCCUCCAUCCGCCAUAUCACUCGACGGUCUUGAUCUGCCCAAGGGAGAAGCAGAGGACGCGUACCACUUCGUGGUCUACCUCCCCAUUGGCGAUACGCUAUACGAACUCGAUGGGCUGAAGCGACAUGCCGUAAACCAUGGAACGUUUUCUGAGAAUGCCGACUGGCUAGAGCGUGCUCUCGCAGUCAUUCAAAGACGCAUUGAGUUAUACCCCCCGGGUUCGGUCGAGUUUAAUCUCCAAGCGAUUCGUCCGGACCCGUUGCCAAUCCUUACGUCGUCCAGUCUACCACCGCAACUCACACAAGCCGACGCCCGUGAGCUGCUAUUCGCCGAGGAAGCCAAGCGGAAACGAUGGGAGUUUGAAAAUGCACUGCGCCGUCACAACCAUCUCGGACUGGCGGUUGGCCUCUUGGAGGCUCUCGCCAAGGCGUCGCUCGCCGCUGGAGUAUCGCCAGAUGGAAUUUCUCUGUGGGAUAAGACGAUAUCCGAUUCCAAGGAGAAGAUGAAGGUGAGGAUUGCAAAGCGCAGGGAGAUGCUCGCCAUGGCGGGCAAGGGUGGAAAAGAGGCCAUGGACCUCGAUGAUUUGUAG